Molecule: messenger RNA, 570 nt
Organism: Asparagus officinalis (garden asparagus)
Lineage: Eukaryota; Viridiplantae; Streptophyta; Magnoliopsida; Asparagales; Asparagaceae
Product: ribose-phosphate pyrophosphokinase 1-like
Exons: 5
Coding region: 1-570 (189 amino acids)
Biological process (GO): 5-phosphoribose 1-diphosphate biosynthetic process; purine nucleotide biosynthetic process
Cellular component (GO): cytoplasm; ribose phosphate diphosphokinase complex
Molecular function (GO): ribose phosphate diphosphokinase activity; magnesium ion binding
Source: RefSeq, a predicted model, not a curated record
AUGGAGGCCGCGGCCCGGCUAUCGCCGGCCCCACUCGCUGAUCCUGAUGGAGGGAUGCUGACUCAGCAGUGGAAGCCCUUUGCCGAUGCCCCCGAUCCCAAAGCCCUUCUCGAUACGCAAAGACGUGAAUCUAUUGCAGCAAAACUUGUUGCAAAUUUGAUCACAGAAGCAGGUGCAAACCGUGUACUUGCAUGUGAUCUUCGUUCCGGGCAGUCCAUGGGAUAUUUUGAUAUUCCAGUGGAUCAUGUCGAUGGUCAGCCUGUGAUUCUUGAUUACCUAGCCAGCAAGACCAUAUGUUUAGACGAUCUAGUUGUAGUAUCUUUAGAUGUUGGAGGUGUUGCUAGGGCUCGUGCUUUUGUCAAGAAGUUAUCAGAUACUUCUCUCGCCAUUGUGGAUAAAAGGCGUCUUGGACACAAUGUUGCUGAGGUUAUGAAUCUGAUAGGGGACGUCAGAGGGAAAGUUGCUGUUGUGGUUGACGAUAUGAUUGAUACUGCUGGACAAUAUGAGCAGCUUCAAAGAGCUUUUCUCAAGGGAAACAAAAAUAUGUCUUGCUACUUCCUAUCUGUUUGA